Molecule: messenger RNA, 120 nt
Organism: Racocetra persica
Lineage: Eukaryota; Fungi; Glomeromycota; Glomeromycetes; Diversisporales; Gigasporaceae
Source: the annotation of a GenBank genome assembly
UUAAGCCAGAAACGCCACGAGGCAAUCCUAUCAAUUUCAAACCCUCCAAGAUUGAAGAAAAUUCUGAAGGAGGAUUUAAUAUUGAAUUUACUUGGGAUGUGAGUAAAUUUGAUAAAGAUG